Molecule: messenger RNA, 7629 nt
Organism: Condylura cristata (star-nosed mole)
Lineage: Eukaryota; Metazoa; Chordata; Mammalia; Eulipotyphla; Talpidae
Gene: AKAP12
Product: A kinase (PRKA) anchor protein 12
Exons: 4
Coding region: 48-5081 (1677 amino acids)
Biological process (GO): signal transduction; regulation of protein kinase C signaling
Cellular component (GO): cytoplasm
Molecular function (GO): calmodulin binding; protein kinase A binding
Source: RefSeq, a predicted model, not a curated record
AGCUAAAAUCAAAAGCGACUCUUGAAAGCGUGAAGCUUCAGAAGAAAAUGAACCCGUCUUAUCCUCAGGGUAAUUUUUUCUGCGGCUGUUUAAAGCUGUUACAGAAGAAUGGUCAGCUGUCUGCCGUCAAUGGCUUGGAGGAGGAGAUCAGCCUCCAGGAGGACACCCUGCAUGGCGAGGAAGAAGCAGUCGUCAUCACAGAGGUUGGACAGAGAGAGUCUGAAGAUGUGAGUGAAAGAGACUCAGAUGUAAAGAUGGCAACUAGCUCAGCAGUUGUUGAAGACAUGGCCAAGGAUGGGCAGGAGGAGCUGCCUGAGAUAAUUGAACAGAUUCCUUCUUCGGAAAGUAAUUUAGAGGAGUUAACCCAACCUGCGGAGUCUCAGUCUAGUGAUGUUGGAUUUAAGAAAGUGUUCAAGUUUGUUGGCUUUAAAUUCACUGUGAAAAAGGAUAAGACGGAGAAGUCUGACACAGUCCAACUCCUCACUGUCAAAAAAGAUGAAGGGGAGGGCGCGGGGGAACCAAAUGGGGCUGGCGACCACCAGGACCCCGGCUGUGAGGCCGCAGAAGCAACACCCAAGGAAAGUGAGCUAAAGCAGUCCACAGAGCAAGCCGAGGAGACGCCGAAACUUGAGCAGAACAACGCAGAAGCAUCUCCUCAGGCCGAAUCUGAGCAAGCGGAAGAGGAGAGCAAAGAUGAAGAAGAAAAGCAAGAACCGACCAAAUCUCCAGAAUCUCCUACCAGCCCACUGGCCAGUGAGACAGCGUCGCCCUUCAAAAAGCUCUUCACGCAGGGUUGGGCAGGCUGGCGCAAAAAGACCAGUUUCAGAAAGCCCAAGGAGGAAGAACUGAAAGCUUCAGAGAAGAAAAAGGAACGAGAGCCCGAGAAAGCGGACUCGGAAGAAAAUGAAAAGCCAGAAGCCACCUGUGAGAAGCAGGGUGCCCCUGAACCGCCGCACCCCCAGGCCACGGAGGGCGAGAGCGGGGCCAGGCUGUCCGCAGAGUAUGAGAAGGUGGAGCUGCCCACCGAAUACCAAGUGCAGGGGGGCUCUGAAGAGAAGACUGCCCCUUUGGCAACAGAAGUGUUUGAUGAAAAAGUGGAGAUCGUUGCGGAAGUCCAUGUCAACACCGUGGAGGGGAAAAUGGAGGAGCAGGAAAAGGAGGGGGCAGGAGAAGCCGCAGAGUCUCUGCCCACUGAAAAGGAGGCAGACGCCAGCACCCAGGCUGAGGCGGCUGAAUCCCACGAGGAGCUGGUGAAGCCCCAAGAAGUGGGCGCCGUGGCAGGGGACCCCCUCCAGCCUCCGGAGCUCGGUCCUGAGGAGAAAGUCUUGUCUGUUCACCCCGAAGGCAUUGUCAGCGAGGUGGAGAUCCUGUCGUCUCAGGAGAGAAUCAAGGUGCAAGGGAGCCCUUUAAAGAAGCUUUUCACUAGCUCGGGCCUCAAAAAGCUUUCUGGAAAGAAACUGAAAGGGAAAAGAGGAGCAGGCGGGGGGGAUGAAGAGUCGGGGGAGCUUCAGCCUGGGGCCGCAGAAUCUCCAGACAGCACAGAUGAACAGAAGGGUGACAGUUCAGCCUCGUCCCCCGAGGAGCCCGAGGAGCCCGCGUGUGUGGAGAAGGGCCUGGGUGAGGCGCCGCCGGAGGCCGACCUUGAAGAAGGAGUCACUUCUGAUGGAGAAAAAAAGAGAGAAGGCAUCACCCCAUGGGCAUCUUUCAAAAAGAUGGUGACGCCCAAGAAGCGUGUUAGGAGGCCUUCUGAGAGUGACAAGGAGGAUGAACUGGACAAGGUGAAGAGCGCCACCUUGUCUUCCACAGAGAGCGCAACCUCUGAAAUGCAAGACGAGGGCAGAGGAAGUGGAGAGGAGCAGAGGCCCGAAGAGCCCAGGCGCAAGGUGGACACCUCCGUCUCCUGGGAGGCUUUAAUUUGUGUGGGAUCGUCCAAGAAGAGGGCAAGAAAAGGGUCCUCUUCUGAUGAGGAGGGGCCCCCCAAAACCACAGGAGGCGACGGCCAAAAAGCCGACGAAGGCGGAAAAGACAGAGAGGCCGGCGCAGACCCCGGUCCUGCCAGUGCCCAGGAACAUGACCAGGCGGCUGCGGGCUCCUCCCCGGAGCCAGCCGGGAGCCCUUCUGAAGGGGAAGGCGUGUCCACCUGGGAGUCCUUCAAAAGGCUGGUGACGGCCAGGAAGAAGUCCAAGUCGAAACUGGAAGAGAAAAACGAAGAGUCUGUCACAGGCUCUGGGGCCGAACACCCCGCCUCCGAGGCUGAACCCGGCAGAGAGGAGUCUUGGGUUUCCAUCAAGAAGUUGAUUCCUGGACGGAGGAAGAAAAGGCCAGAUGGGAAACAAGAACAGGCCACCGCGGGGGACCCAGGCCCCGCAGAGGCCAACGAGGACGAUCCGGACGUCCCCGCCGUCGUCCCUCUGUCAGAGUACGAUGCCGUCGAGAGGGAGAAGAUGGAAGCUCAGCAAGCCCAGAAGAGCGAGGGCAGGCCAGAGCCCCAGGCCGCGGCUGAGGUAGACGACCUGGCGCGCACAGCGCCCCCGGCUGUGGUGGAUGGCGCCAGGUCGCUGACUGACGUGGAGGAGAGAUCUCCUUCCUGGAUAUCCGCUUCCGUGGCCGGGCCCCUCGAACAAGGGGGGGGCGAAGUCACAGUGCCCACUGGGGAGGCGGCCGUCCAGCAGGCCCGGGUGGCGGCCACGCCCGAGGGCAGGGACGCCAGCGACGACACGCUGGUGAGCGAGGUGGCGUCGGAGCUGACUUCUGAAGCAGUGACAGCAGCAGAAACGACGGGGGCGUUUUGCGCCGAAGAGGCGGCCGAAGUCUCUGGCGCUGAAGAGACCACAGAUAUGGUUUCGGCCGUCUCCCAGCUCACCGAGUCUCCCGACACCACGGAGGAAGCCACCCCUGUCCAGGAGGCGGAGGGCGGCGGGCCUGACCAAGAAGACCUGGCGCGGCGGACCCGGGAGGUCCUGCAGGCCGUGGCGGAGAAGGUGGGGGAGGAGGCGGGGCUGCCCGACGGCCGGGCGCUGGCCGGCAGGGUGCGCGCGGCGCACAAGGCCGAACCGGAGAUCGCAGAAGAGGCGGAGGAAGCUGAAGAGGAGGCUGGGGCACCAGAUCUGAAGAAAGAGGUGGAGGAGGUGUCGAAAGUACAAGUUCAGGAAACCAAGGAGUUGACACAAGGAGAGGUCACGGUCCAUGCUGCCCCCGAAAGCUCUGGGAUCAUCCCUCAAGACACGGAGAGUGUGACGUCCAGCGAGCUCACAGCCCCUCAUGAAGCUGAAACCUCGGUUGGGGUCAAAUCAGAACAAACCGUUGCCCCUGAUUCGGCCGAAACCCUCACAGACAGCGAGAGUCCUGGAAGCACCCCUGUGGCCGAUUGUGAGUCAACGCAACACAAGAUCGGGCAUGAGGUCGGUGACGAUGGGGUGGCGUCCUCCGGCCAGCAGCCACGAGUCCCAGAAACGCAGACAGGGACGCCGCCAGCACCUUCCGGCUCUCCACCCGGGGAGGAGGACAUGGAACAUUCAGAGGAGAAGGUGGUUUUGGAACACACGGCUGCAGUGGCCUCCGGGGAAAUGGCACCGGUCCUCUCAAAGACCGAGGCAAGUCAAGAAGUUGGUGAGGAACCCAGAGACGGGCCUCCUGUCGAAGGACUUGAAGUGUCUACAGACGCAGAAGUAACCUUCGUUCAGGAAAGGAGACCUGAAGUUACCCCUGGCGACCAUGUUCCUAAAGACACUGAAUCUGGAAAGGAUGAAGCUGAACUCCACAGUCAAACUGAGGCUGCCCCAGCCCCGGCGGACAGAGGGAUGGCAGGUCAGGUAGAAAAGGAGAAAACCGAAGCGAAAUCUACCCAAGGGAGUGAAGAGAAACCCGAGUGUGACCCCAGUGCCACGUCUGAAGAGCCCAGGGAGAUCCCGGAUCAGACGGUGAAGGUCAGCAGCACAGAAGGGCCAGUGGGGGAGGCCAGCAGUCUCGAGGAAGGCUCUCCACCCUCGCAAGAGGGACUGAUCUGCACAGAAAUACAGGCUCAGAGCUCGGAGGCAUCACAAACUCUAACUGCUGAUGUGGUAGGAGAGAAGAAGGUCUUAAGAAAAACCGUCAAGAUUUUAGAAACAACUGAAAUUUUGGGAUCUGCAGAGGCACAUUUAGUACUGGAAGAAAAGUCCACCAAAGAUGACGAAGCUCAGCCGGGGGCAGAGGCGUCACCCCCAGGGACUGAAUCUGGGGCAGAGUCUGCACCGGUCACGGUGUCUGCAGCCACCGGAGAAGGUCUCAGCGCCGACCUGGAAGGAGCCCCAGCCACAGCCCAGACACGGGAGUCCGAGCAAGGUCACGAGCCAGGGGUUUGCCGGGAGGUGUUGGGGAGCAUACGCUGGGAGGAAGACACCAAGGCUGAAAAGGAGAUUCUGCAGCUUGAGAGUGAGAGCAGCAGACUGGUAGAAAAUGUGAUUCAGACCGUCGUCGAGCAGUUAGUAAGUACGGAAGAGACAGCCACUGAGUCCCAGACACAGGCCCCCCCAGUGAAAGCUGAACAGCCAGCAGAAAACCAGCCACCUGAGCAGAGAGUCGAGAAAGAAGAGCGCGAGCUGCCAGCCCUCACAAAGAGCGGCACAGAGACCCUCUCCAGCAGAGAGGAGUCGGCACCAGAUCCCUCGGAGCAGGCAUGCUCAGGUAGCGCCAGAGAAGUGAGCGAAGCCGUCGCGGUGGAAAGCCCCCGGGUCGAUGCCCAGCAGCUCGAGGAGGUCCCGCUCCCAUCUGGAGAUGAGAGAGGAGAGCCUGGAUCCAAGUCUGUGCCAGAAGGUGAUGGCGGGGCCGAGUUAGGAGAUAGGAUAGAGAAAGCACCUUGCGACUCCCCGGGAGAGGGGAAAGGUGAUGUGGUCCAUCGCCCCGAGGAGCAGAUGUCAGCUCUGGAAGCCGUGGAACCUUCAGGAGGCUUAAAAGAACCCCUGGAUACAAACGGACCCAAACUGAAAGAGCAGGAAGACAGCCAGGAAGUGUGUCGUGCGUCAGAAGACAUCAGAACACAAACGCAGGAGACACAGAAAGAAGAGAGAGAACCUGCAAAAUCAGAAGUGGCGGAGUCCUAAAGCAGCCUCUAAACUAUACUUGCAAGACCAGAAUGUGAAGACAAGUCAGAGAAGAAAAUGAUGCUGUUGUGGAGGCUCGUAACCAAGAUGAAGAACUUUUGCAGUGGAAGAACAGGCACAUCGACAGACCCGUUCCUGGAGAACCCCGACAAUCCUGAGGCUUCGUCAGGAGCUACAGCCAUUUAACAUGUCCCCUCCCACCCACCCCCAUUUCCCCUUGAUCUAUGUAAUGUUUCUGACUUAGGGUUCUCACUGCUUCACCUGGAACUGGAGUUGGCAAUACCUAGUUCUGCAUCUCAAACUGGAUCUCAUUCUUUGUGUAUUUAUAUGUACGUUUUAAGUAAUCCUCCUCCUGUAUCUAUUGUAUAUUUUUCUCUUAACGUCUAAGCAAAUGCUCAGUAUUUGGAUGGCAGGCGUGGACAAGGGGGCACCGGCCCGGUGAAGCCUCGGGAAGCUUUGAAGCCUCAUUUAGAACUUGUGCCAACAGCUUCCUAGAAAUAACAUUCCUGAUCAGCGAGUCUUACUUUACAAUUUACUGCCGCUUAGAUCUAUCUUUAGUAGCAUUCUGAAAUGGGUCACUCUCUUACUAUGCACAGUGUGCUAAAAAUAAUUUCUUUUUGGUGGUGGGUGGGAGAACAUUCUGAAGGUUCCAUUGUUACUGUGAGAUUUUUCUUUCUAGCCCAGUGGAGGUUGGAAGGAAGUUUUUUUCAGGAGCAGUAGUUUGAAGUCUUUUUCUCCUAUUGUUAUGGUGGUUUGGACACAUGAGUGUGCUUCAUCCCAAGGCAAAGUAGUGAAGUGUUUUUCACUUUAUAAAGGAAAGAAUGGACGGCUUUUUGAUUCUGCCCUCUUGCUGGGUCACACGAACACAGUGAGAACUUGGCCAGGUGGUGUAUAGGUGUUUGGUAGAUUCGGGUUGUGUUCUUGCCAUAUAUGAGCCCGCUCUUUUACGAAGACUCUUGCAUUAUGUUUUUUGGAUAAAUUGUGGUUUGACAACUGAUUGAAAUAAAGUAUUUGCUCCCUCAGAUUUGCUGGCUUUAUUAGUUCCAGGAAGCCUGGCACAUAUGUUUACUGUGUUCUGUUCUGAACACAGAAGCUGAAACUGUGUCUUGGCUCCAGUACCUGGUGUCCCCACUUUACACGGAUUUGAGUCCAUGUCCAGAGAAGCAGCUUCAGAAACAAACCAGAUGCUUCCGUUUGCUGUGCUGAUACAGUACUACCACCUGCUGUUGUCUUUCUGAAAGUACAAAUUACUGGUUUUAAGCAAUGACCGGUGUGUCUACAAAGACUUUUUAAGUAGGCCUAAUAGUAAACAUGCCUUCCUUAACAAGCGGUCUUGGAAGUAUUUUUAAAUGCUGAAAUGAUUUAUGAUUCAUGUGAGUAGGUCAAGGAUUUUGCUAGAACAGUCACCCCAUCCCCUGUGACAUUCCACUUUCUCACACGAGAACUGACCUGCCCUACGAGCUUCUCAACCUGAGAAUAAUGAUUUUAAUACAGCAUUCUAGAAUGACAACACCAGAAAGUUUGCUAUGAAAGCUAGAAAGUAGUUUGCUGAUACCAUCAGAUCGGAUGACAAAAAAAAUGAGCUGUACCAUAAAGACCUCCUGAUAAUAGUGUACGGUAUUAUUAUAGUUGAAAGCAUUAAAUAUCCUUUUAGGAAUUAAAUUUUCAAAUCUAUGAAAGUCACCUUUUAAAAUCCUCAAAUUAAAACAUCAACUCUGAUUUCAGUAUCUUUCCUUUGCCAAUUUGAGACUCAGAAAACCUCCAAGUGCCAGGCUCCAUUUUUGAGCAACUUCAGAGUCUUGGAAAUAACAGCAGCCUGUAAGGAAUUCUGACAGCUGUGGGGCUGGCUGACUUCCUGUCUGUGGCAGGAAGAAGCUUUUGAACAGAUUAGAGAUUGGUGUGCUUCGUAGCAAACAGAUCCUCUGGGCAUUAAUUCCUUCCUGUCACUUCAUCCCAUGUGCGUUCCGGCUUGUGGCCACGCGUGUCAUGUCUGGAACAUGCUGGUCUUCGCGCUUGGUGUUCGUGGUCAUCGCUCUUGGCUCUGCUUUUUGGACAAAGACGUUGGGAGUGCCCUCAAGCUCUCUGUCCGUGAAGCGACUUUGCUUUAUCAACAAGAAUGUUAGGAACAGUUAGCAGUAGCAUGAAAUCUAAUUCUGAAUCAUAGUUCUGAAGCUGCUGUUAACCUACAAGGUACUUAAUAAUCCAGUGCAAAUUGCAGACGGUGGAACAAGUGCCUAAAUUUUGCUAUUUUUUGGCGUUUACUAUGGAGCUAUGUACAAUAGAAAACAAUGCAAGACUUGUAAACUCUCCCCACUUGUAACUGAGGAAUAAAACCUGUUCCCCUUUGUACACAGAUAUUUUGUUCCAUUGUUUUCUCUUGUUGUUUGGAGCGCCAGGUAGUCAAGGGCUGGGCAUUUUGGCUUUCAGUACAAGCUUCAAAUUUAGCAGUUUCCUUUAAUCUGAAACAAUAUUUGAUUCCUAAUUCUGUUCGGGGCAGAUUUUCAUUAACCUAAAUAAAAUGCAAUCUAAUUAAAUGCCAUGGAUUUUC